Molecule: messenger RNA, 447 nt
Organism: Cyclocybe aegerita
Lineage: Eukaryota; Fungi; Basidiomycota; Agaricomycetes; Agaricales; Hemipholiotaceae
Source: the annotation of a GenBank genome assembly
AUGCCCAAGAUCAGGACAACGAGAACGAAGGCUCCGCCGGAGGGAUAUGAGGACAUAGAAGAGAUUUUAGAAGACUAUGCGAAGAAGAUGCGAGACGCAGAGAACGAGUCCCACGAGGGAAAACGCAAGGCCGAGUCAUUAUGGCCCAUCAUGCGCAUCUCCCAUGCUCGCUCACGGUACAUCUAUGAGCUGUACUACAAGCGCGAGGCCAUCUCACGAGAGCUGUACGACUGGCUGCUGAAGCAAGGCUAUGCUGACGUUAACCUCAUCGCGAAAUGGAAAAAGACGGGAUAUGAGAAACUGUGCUGUCUUCGGUGCAUACAGACGAAAGACAUGAAUUACCAAGGUUCGACGUGCAUAUGUAGGGUGCCGAAGGCUCAAGUCAGGUCGGGCACUGUCGUUGAAUGCGUGCACUGUGGUUGCCGCGGGUGCAGCUCCGACUCGUGA